Molecule: messenger RNA, 2519 nt
Organism: Antechinus flavipes (yellow-footed antechinus)
Lineage: Eukaryota; Metazoa; Chordata; Mammalia; Dasyuromorphia; Dasyuridae
Gene: CDKN3
Product: cyclin dependent kinase inhibitor 3
Exons: 8
Coding region: 109-747 (212 amino acids)
Biological process (GO): protein dephosphorylation
Cellular component (GO): nucleus
Molecular function (GO): protein tyrosine phosphatase activity
Source: RefSeq, a predicted model, not a curated record
AAGGUACCAAUGAACUCUGGGAAAGUGGGAGAAGGCGGAUCCUUCAAGGGAAAGGAGCUGAAGCUACGUGCCUGACGUCGGGCUCCCGGCAGCCUAGCUGUGAAGGUGAUGAAGGUGCCCAGUACAAUGCAGACGAGUGAGUUUGACUCAUCAGAUGAAGAGCCAGUUGAAAAUGAACAGACUCCAUUUCAGGUAUCAUGGCUACCCUUAUCCCUUGUGAAUUGUUCUCAGUUUCUAGGUUUAUGUUCUCUCCCAGGCUGUAAGUUUAAAGAUGUUAGGAGAAAUCUCCAAAAGGACGUGGAAGAACUAAAGAACUAUGGUAUACAAGAUAUAUUUGUAUUCUGUACCAGAGGAGAACUGUCAAAAUAUCGGGUACCAAACCUUUUAGACUUCUAUCAACAGCAUGGAAUCAUCAUUCACCACCAUCCCAUCCCAGAUGGAGAUACCCCUGACAUAGACCGAUGCUGUGGAAUCCUGCAAGAGCUUGCAGUCUGUCUUGAAAAUAAUCGGAAAACGUUAAUACAUUGUUAUGGAGGACUUGGGCGAUCUUGUCUUGUAGCAGCUUGCCUUCUACUGUACUUAUCUGAUACAGUAUCACCACAACAAGCAAUUGACAGCCUUCGAGACUUAAGAGGAUCUGGUGCCAUACAGACCAUAAAGCAAUACAAUUAUCUUCAUGAUUUUCGAGACAAACUGGCUGCACAUCUGUCAACAAGAGACUCAGUAUCAAGAUCUGUAUCUAGAUAAAGAACAAUAUCAAUUUCUCACACAUAAAUAAGAUCCUUUCUGAAAUUUUAUGUAGUCAUCAGAAAUUUAUUAGUGUAACCAAUUCUAAUGAAAACAUGCCUGUACAGAUAUAUUCCUAAAGUUUUUUGAGUUGUCAAUUUGUGUUCUUAUUUAGGGAUAUUUGAUGCAUAAAAAUCUGUUUUAUAUUACUGUAUGAUUGUAUUCAGCACCAUUUAGAUACUUGUCAUGAUCCCUAUGUAGUUCUAAUUUAAUAAGAAUACAAACUACCCUGGGUCCUGAGUAGAAGACUGGAAAUUCUUCCUAGGUAUCUUGAUUCUUGAUCUUUCUUGAUCCUGGUUUACUUGCUUUUAAUGGUUUGUAUGCUUUAUGUAAUAAUGUCCUUUUUUUCCCUCAUCAGAAUCCUGUUCACUUUUCUAUUUUUGAACUUUAAAAUUAUAUGAAUAUUACUUUUCGUUAAAGUUUGCUUACUGCUCAUUUUAACCAAUCUAGAUUUAAUCUCAUGCAUUAAAGAUAACUAAAUUAAGAAAAUGUAACCUAAUUCAACAUUCCUUCUUAAAGCAAUUAAAGUAUCCUGUUUUAAAUUAUGCUUCCCAAACUCUCAAAUGAACUUUAGACAUAAAAGACAACAUAAUUUUUAGUUUUUACAUAAUAUUAAUUGGCUAUAGGUAGUAAUAUCAUAUUCUAUAAGGUAUUGAUAUGUCUCCAAAGUAUAAUUUAUUUACACUGUACUUUAACAUCUAGAAACUCCAAAGGAAAUCUUUGUCUAUCAAAUAGUCUUUAACAACUAAAGCACAUCUUGCUACUGGAUAAUUGUAGUUUUUUAGAAGUGUUUCAAAAUAAUUGUGUUUUCAAGAACUAUAAACCACAAAACCUGUUUCAUGAACAAAACUCAUUACAUUAGUGUAUUUUAAUUAGAAAGUUGUACUAAGGAACAUAUUAAAAAAUUACAUAUCCUAUUAAUAUUCAAGUGAAAGUCCUAAGAACUUAAAUUACUCUCUCAAACCAUACAUUACCAAAAAUCAAGGGCAUUUUUGAACAGUGAAAAGUACAAUGGAAAUUUCAUUGCAGAGAUUUCCUAAGAAAUGACAUUCUGCAUUUUGAACAGAAGUACAUCCUGUACAUCCUAAACAAACUUUUAACAGCAAAUAGCUUUAAAUCUUCAUUUUGCUUUCACAUAGUAUAAAUUAUGCUGCCACUCUUCUAUUCUGGAUAAUAAAUAUAAUGCCAUUGGUUAAAUAAGGUCAACUACAUACUUAUUUUUAUAUGUUUCCAUUUAAAUGUCAUUUUUAUAUUAACAUGUAGAACCCACAGCUAAAUUAUUUUAAACAGUAAGCAAAUAUAACUUUCUGUAUAAUAGAACACAAGACCAGAAACUUAGCACUCCACAUACUGCAAGCAUUUGGAGUUAGUGUAUGAUAUGAUAGCUGGUUAACUGUAGCUUCAUAACAUGGAAGACACAAUCAAAAUGGGAGCAGGAAGAGAAAAAAAAAAUCUGAAAGAUUUAAUAAUCCACAAGCCAAAUAAGUAACUGCAUUUUAAAUAUGUGGUGCCACUAACAUAAACCACACAAACCACAAAUACUUUGACAGUUUUUAUUAAAUAUACAAAUGCAGAAUAAAUUCAUUGAGCUAUAAGGACCAAUUUUAAGUGCAAAUUCUCUUUGGUCAUAUAUAAAACCUUGUAAGCUUAAAACUUGAUAAUUUGCUUUAUGUAAUAAUGUCCUUUUAUAAAAAAAUGCUAAAAUAAACUAUAAUUUGUUUUGUCAGCCUCCA